UUUCAACUACAGGGGCGUGGCUUCAUGAGUGACAGCAUAAAAGAGAAGGCUGAGGACCUGUUCCUGACUACGUUGCCUUCAGGAAGCGUAGAUGUCGCCCUAGUUCAGGCUCAUCUGGUGACGCAACCCUCGUUGAAGGAGAGGAAGAGAGGACGAGAGGACGGCAGAUACCGCACCUUCAACCAAGGUGAAGCAUGGCGAUGACCGGCCCGAGCUCGUGCUCCUCCAUGAGCAACCACACCAAGGAGCGGGUCACCAUGGCCAAAGUGACCCUGGAGAACUUCUACAGUAACCUCAUCGCCCAGCACGAGGAGCGGGAGAUGAGGCAGCGGAAGCUGGAGAAAGUGAUGGACCAGGAGGGCUUGGCGGAUGAAGAGAAACGGAUCCGGCGGUCUCAGCAUGCGAGGAAAGAGACCGAGUUCUUGCGUCUGAAACGGACCCGACUGGGUCUGGAGGACUUCGAGUCCUUGAAGGUGAUUGGCCGAGGAGCUUUCGGAGAGGUUCGUCUGGUGCAGAAGAAAGACACCGGCCACGUCUACGCCAUGAAGAUUCUCCGCAAAGCUGACAUGCUGGAGAAGGAGCAGGUUGGCCACAUCCGGGCGGAGCGAGACGUUCUGGUCGAGGCCGACAGCCUGUGGGUGGUCAAGAUGUUCUACAGCUUCCAGGAUAAGAUGAACCUCUAUCUCAUCAUGGAGUUCCUCCCUGGAGGAGACAUGAUGACGCUGCUCAUGAAGAAGGACACGCUGACGGAGGAGGCCACUCAGUUCUACAUCGCCGAGACGGUGCUGGCCAUCGACUCCAUCCACCAGCUGGGCUUCAUCCACAGAGACAUCAAACCGGACAACCUGCUGCUGGACUCCAGGGGUCACGUGAAGCUGUCUGACUUCGGCCUGUGCACGGGGCUGAAGAGGGCCCACCGCACCGAGUUCUACAAGAACCUGAACCACAGCCUGCCCAGCGACCUCAGUAAACAAACGGCCUUCCAGAACAUGAACUCCAAGAGGAAAGCAGAGACCUGGAAGAGGAACCGGAGGCAGCUGGCUUUCUCCACCGUGGGAACCCCCGACUACAUCGCUCCAGAGGUCUUCAUGCAAAACGGAUACAACAAGCUCUGCGAUUGGUGGAGCCUGGGUGUCAUCAUGUAUGAGAUGCUGAUAGGUUACCCUCCCUUCUGCUCGGAGACGCCUCAGGAGACGUACAGGAAGGUGAUGAACUGGAGAGAGACGCUCACCUUUCCCCCGGAGGUGCCGAUAUCGGAGAAGGCCAAAGACCUGAUCCUCAGGUUCUGCUGUGAGGAGGAGCACCGGGUCGGAGCCGCCGGCGUGGAGGAGAUCAAAUCCAACGCUUUCUUUGAGGGGGUGGACUACGACCAUAUCAGAGAGAGACCCGCUGCCAUUCCCAUCGAGAUCAAAAGCAUCGACGACACCUCAAACUUCGACGAGUUCCCCGACUCCGACAUCCUCACGCCGACAGUCGCUCCGGUGUCCAACCAGACGGAGGCGGACCUGAAGAACAAGGACUGGGUCUUCAUCAACUACACCUACAAGCGCUUCGAGGGCCUCACCGCCCGGGGGGCCAUCCCGUCCUACAUUAAGUCGGGGAAGAGAUGAGCGAGAAACCCGAAACGAGCCCCCCCCCCCCCCCCCUCGAGCCCCGAGAGCAGAACCCUCUGCGGAUCCUCGGUUUCCACCCGUUGCUUCUUCUUCUUCUCGGAAACCGCCGCCUUCAUUUCCCUCCUCUCUCUCUCUCUCUCUCCGACGCUUUCCGAAGGGUACCGCUUCUACUUCCUGCUCACACACACACACACACAUACACGGAGAACCGAACUGGGAUCAGAGUGAAAGGAUUCUCUCUCUCUCUCCGCUUGCCUUUUCUUCCCUCCAUCCGGUGGAUGAUGCCGUGGCACGUCUCUCUCUCUCUCAUCCCGACACCAGCGCCCAUUACAUUCCUCUUCUUCCCUGUUGAACCAGCACAGCUCUGUCGGACUGAGCCCCCCCCCCCCCCUCUCUCUCUUCACCUCCGCCGUGUCACUUGAAGUGAAUCAGGGAUUCUGUCCACAUGUUCCUCACCUCGAGGCUUCUGACCGCAAACCAAAGACUGAGCGAUGUUUCCGCUCCAUCGCUCCGCGUAACUUUAAACAUAUAUGUGUAGUUAUUUUUCUUUUUUUAAUGAUGAGAGAUCACAUGAGAGAUCACGUGAUAAUAGAUCACGUGAUGAGGGAUCACGUGAUAAUAGAUCACAUGAUGAGGAAUCACGUGAUAAUAGAUCACAUGAUGAGAGAUCACAUGAUAAUAGAUCACGUGAUAAGAGAUCACAUGAUGAGGGAUCACGUGAUAAGAGAUCACAUGAUGAGAGAGAUCACGUGAUGAGUGGUGCGAACACAAAGAGUCGUUACAUUUAGUUGUUCCUCUCACAAAGACCCACUUUACGUGUUGCACCUUUUUUCUUUUUUACUCGUGACGUUUGAUCCAUGGAAGCCGUCUUUAACGGGGAAGUGAAGGCACCACUUUUUGUUUUUUACUGUUUUAAUGAACAUGAUUCAAACCCAGAUUUAGUUUUAUUUCUUUUCUUUUUGUUGUCUCGCCGUGGCGGAGACGACGUCUGAUGCAACGGUCGUGGUCUCGGCGGCUCUGAGCAGAACCCAGUGGACCCAGUGGACCCCCAACUGGGGCCGGCGCUGUCGGCGUGGACUCACUUUUUUUUUUUUAAUCAAAGACUCACAGGGCUAAACAUCUUCCAGUGAACACGAUAUCCAACAUGCUGUCAUUUAAAAAAACAAAUGAAUGUAAAUGAAGUCUUAGGGAGAGAAAACGAUGUGUCGGUGUUUUUAUAACACAAUAAUUCCAAAAUGCUGUUUGUGUGAAUGUCGCCUGGAUCGUAGAGCUUCUUCUUUUUUUAUUCUUCUUUUCUUUUUCUUUUUUCGCAUAUGGCACACGACGCUAUGGAAGACCCUCUACCCCAGAAACAGAGAGGAAGAAAAGAACAAGGGAUGAAUUUAAACCUAGAAUGUAGUCGAGAUAUUUCUGUCUUUCAGAAUAUUUACAUCAUUUUUAGGUUUAUGUCAAAACUGUCUCAAGUUUUACUUUGGAAUACUUUUUUAAAAGUCUGAAUUUAUCGAUUUGUAAUCGGGACUUUCUACUUGUAUGCAAGUAAAUCCCAAAAUAUUGAAUUCCAUCAUAAUCUUAGCGUUAUUGACUUAGUAGAGCUCAUCAUUUAACAUAAUUGUACCAUCACACAAUUUGGACUUUAAAAAAAAAAUUGUUUUAUGAGUCUGGAUUUAUCAAAUCGGGACUUUAUUUUUUAUGCAAGUAAAUCCCAAAAUAUAGAAUUCCAUCAUAAUCUUAGAAUUUAUCGAGUUGUAAUUGUUAAAUUAAUCCAAAAAAUAUUAACUUUCAUCACAAUCUUAACGCAAGAAUUGAUGAGCUUCUCCUUAAAUGUCCAAAUGUGUGUCCUCUAAGUCAAUAACGUGAAAGAUGUCGUCAUGACGACUUCUAGAUAAACGUCCUACAAGCUGUCGCACAAUUUAGACUUUAUAGGACAACCCCGUAUUUUAAUUUGAAAGAACAAGUUGACUUCCUGUUGGUUCUGGGCUUCCAUGCGCUGGAGGGUUGUUAUUGAGGCUCUGCAUGUAUUGUUGUUGUUGUUUUUUUAUCAACCUGCAGAUGGUCAUCUUAAAGCAACAGAGCACAUGGAAUGACUUUUAUUAUGUUAUUAUGUUAUUGUUUUCUCGAUGAUGCCACUCGGUGUGUGUGUGUGUGUGUGUGUGCGAGGAAAGGAAGAAGAGAAGUGUUGUGGAUUGCGUUGGCGUCUGGUUUUCUACGGGCGGUGCUCCGGCGCGUGUCGGGCGUGAGGGUUUUUAUUGUUGUUGUUUUCGGGAAGGUGGGUGUACAUUAUUUAAACCACCGUCUCUAGCGCGUGGCUGUUUUAUUGUUUUCUGCUAUUUGACAAUGAAUUACUCUGCACUUAAA
Molecule: messenger RNA, 3968 nt
Organism: Pseudoliparis swirei
Lineage: Eukaryota; Metazoa; Chordata; Actinopteri; Perciformes; Liparidae
Gene: stk38a
Product: serine/threonine kinase 38a
Exons: 15
Coding region: 195-1610 (471 amino acids)
Biological process (GO): peptidyl-serine phosphorylation; intracellular signal transduction
Molecular function (GO): protein serine/threonine kinase activity; ATP binding
Source: RefSeq, a predicted model, not a curated record